Molecule: messenger RNA, 1380 nt
Organism: Cladocopium goreaui
Lineage: Eukaryota; Dinophyceae; Suessiales; Symbiodiniaceae
Source: the annotation of a GenBank genome assembly
GGCCCAGACAUGGUCGCUUUGGCCCAACUAGAAGUUGCAGACAACAGCUCUAGCACGCAUACCACUACAACACGUGCAAAGAUGCGGUCCUUCCGGCAUGCAGGGCCCAACUGCGCUUCAGCAACGCUGUGCAGCGCAGACAUGACAGUGCUGGUCUUGCUCGUGGUCGAGAGGCAGGGCUCAACUGCGCUUCAGCAACGCUGUGCAGCGCAGACAUGUGCUGGUCUUGCUCGUGGUCGAGAGGCAGGGCUCAACUGCGCUGCAGCAACGCUGUGCAACGCAGACAUGACAGCAGGGCUCAACUGCGCUUCAGCAACGCUGUGCAGCGCAGACAUGACAGGCCCAGACAUGGUCGCUUUGGCCCAACUAGAAGUUGCAGACAACAGCUCUAGCACGCAUACCACUACAACACGUGCAAAGAUGCGGUCCUUCCGGCAUGCAGGGCCCAACUGCGCUUCAGCAACGCUGUGCAGCGCAGACAUGACAGCAGGGCUCAACUGCGCUUCAGCAACGCUGUGCAGCGCAGACAUGACAGCCGCCGAAGCAGACAUUGCAGAGGAUAGUGUUACCACCAUUACGACCACAAUUCCAACUAGUCAUUUGCAUUUGUUUCGUGAAGCCAUGGCGUUGGAAAAACGUGCUAAUGGUUGGCGCGCCCGCCGCAAGAAGGACGGCAAGACGUUCAACGGACCGCUGCGAGCGACUGAAGAGGCUGCACACGAAGAUGCGCGGCAAAUGGAGGAAGCAGCAGCUGUCUCCAGUGAACGCUUGCAAGAAGUUUUGGAUCGACUAUUGGAGGCGCUUUCUGUCCCGGUCGUGCAAAAACUUGCUAAUGGUUGGCGUGCCCGCCGCAAGAAGGACGGGCAGACGUUCAACGGACCGCUGCGCGCGACUGAAGUGGCCGCAAACGAAGAUGCGCGGCAAAUGGAGGAAGCAGCAGCUGUCUCCAUAGUGUUGCCUGGGAUGGAUGCCAGAGAUAGUGCCAGGGACAAUGCCAUGUAUGAGGCAGAAAAUGAUCAACUCAUUGGCAAGCUCAUUGAGCUAGAACGCGCCACAAGUGCAUUGAGGUUAGUGCAGACGUUACUCGUACUUCUGGAGCGAUUGAUACCACUGUUAGAAGAGAUCAGGGCAGUUAGCCGCAACAGCUUGGCUGUCAUCGCUAUGCUGAAAGAUAAUCUCCUGACCGUAGAAGCGGAUUUGCAGCAACGAUCAUGCGAAGUGCGAGUACUUUUCCGUUCUGGUAUCGUCAUCGGGCCUGUGACCUUAGGGCAGGUACUUUUCCGCUCUGUUGCAGUCGAUGCCAACAACUGCAGGCGUUGCUUGUCAAUGGUGAAGUUAUGCGCAGGUACCUUUCCAGUGAACUUCUUGGACGGAGGACAG